GCCGCCGCCGGGGCGGGGUCAGCGCUGGCCGCGGGGGCCGCAGCGCCGGGGCCGAGCCGCGUGUCCCGCCCCGCAGCCCCUCGGCCGCAGCGCGGGGUUCGCCGCCAUGACGGGCAGUAAUAUGUCUGAUGCUCUGGCAAAUGCCGUGUGCGAGCGCUGCCAGGCGCGGUUCGAUCCCGCAGAGAGGAUUGUGAACAGCAAUGGGGAGCUCUAUCACGAGAGCUGCUUUGUCUGUGCUCAGUGCUUCCGGCAGUUCCCAGAGGGACUCUUCUAUGAGUUUGAAGGUAGGAAGUACUGUGAGCAUGACUUCCAGAUGCUGUUUGCUCCUUGCUGCGGGGAAUGUGGUGAGUUCAUUACUGGACGUGUUAUCAAGGCAAUGAACAACAACUGGCACCCAGAAUGUUUCCGCUGUGAGCUCUGCGAUAUAACCCUUGCUGACCUGGGUUUUGUGAAGAAUGCUGGCAGGCACCUGUGCAGGCCAUGCCACAACCGUGAAAAAGCCAAGGGACUGGGCAAGUACAUCUGUCAGAAGUGCCACUUGAUAAUUGAUGAGCAGCCUCUGAUGUUUAGGAAUGAUUCCUACCAUCCAGAUCACUUCAACUGCACCCACUGUGGGAAGGAGCUGACGGCCGAGGCGCGGGAGCUGAAGGGGGAGCUGUACUGCCUGCCCUGCCACGACAAGAUGGGCAUCCCCAUCUGCGGGGCCUGCCGCAGGCCCAUCGAGGGCCGAGUGGUCAACGCUCUGGGGAAGCAGUGGCACGUCGAGCAUUUUGUUUGUGCCAAGUGUGAGAAGCCAUUCUUGGGGCACCGACACUAUGAAAAAAAAGGGCUGGCCUAUUGUGAGACUCAUUAUAAUCAGCUCUUUGGAGAUGUUUGCUACAACUGCAGCCACGUGAUAGAGGGAGAUGUGGUAUCAGCUCUUAACAAGGCCUGGUGUGUGAAUUGCUUCUCCUGCUCCACCUGCAACGUCAAGCUCACGCUGAAGAAUAAAUUUGUGGAGUUUGACAUGAAGCCUGUGUGCAAGAAGUGCUAUGAGAAAUUCCCCCUGGAGCUGAAGAAACGUCUGAAGAAGUUGUCAGAGCUGGCAUCCAAGAAGAUCCAUCCUAAAGCUUUAGAUUUAAACUCUGCUUAAAGCAAACAGGUCUGUCAGUCUCCUGACUGCACUCUUAACACAAGCUGCUGCUCCCUGCAGCUGUUGAUUACAGAAGCAAUUACUAAGAAGUGGAACCAAAGAUAAGUAGUACCUUCCCCUGCUUCUGGUGAGGUCUCUUGCAUCUAGACUGUCCCUUUUCCCAAGCAAUUGUCUAUUAACACUGCAGGAAGAGGAGGAUGAGUUCUGCUUCAGCAGUGCACAGGCUGAUUAUUAAUUUGCUAUUAACAUUGCAUUUUGCCUUUGUGGAGCUAUACACAAUCUUUCCUUCCUCAAUUGAAAUGUACUACUCUUUUCACUCUUCUAGUCUAAGGAAUUUGAAAAAAGUGCUUAAAUGUAGGGCUGGAAGAAAUGUCAGAUUUGCUCUUUCUCAAUCAGAGUAUCAGAAUUUUUCUUCUUACUCUGGCUGAAGCAAUUUUUAGGUUUUUUAAUAUAUAGGCAAUUAGUCUGAAAGUUGUCUUUCUUUACUACAUGCAAAAAGUUCUGGUCUUUCUCCAGAUUCCUACAGAGAAUAUAUGGGUGCCCUAUGCCAUAUCCCAGCCCUUCUGGUUUGUAGGCUUACUGGACAAGCCCAGAAACCAAUAGCUAUGGCAUCUGCACUGCCCAUUUAGGCCCAGUGUUAAGGCAGCUAAGAAGUUUCCUUUGCUGCUUCUGUGCUCAGAACUAAGGAGAUUUCAGUUGUCAAGGCCAUGUGAGCUUCUUCAGAAUAGUUGGGCUCUCCUUAAGGAGAAGGUGGCUAUGGCAAACUAAACAUUUUAUUAGAACUGACACUAAUUUUCUCUGUUCUCUACUACUACAUGGCUGGUAGAGCUUCUGCUGGUCAACACAAAGCAUGUCCUGUCCAUUGGCAUAGCUGAUAUUUAUUGAGACAGUGUGGCUGGAGCAUUGGCUACACUUCUGCAUAAAGAAACUGAAUAAAUAAUAUGGUACCAAUUUAAGCACUUCAGUUUUCCCAUUCUCACUUUAUUUGCCAGCCAAGAAUAUGCUUGUUGGUCACACUCCAGAAGGCCCAAUUAUAUGAAGGUGUUUCUAAUGUUUACAGAUUGUAGCAAUUGUGGUGCUAUGCAGAAAAAAACCUCAAUUUUUCUUAAAUUUUUUUUCCCAAAUAAGAGUCCCAUUCAUCUUUCUGAGACCUGAGUGUACUUAAGGAGAGGAUCUCAGACAUGAUGCUAACAUCUCAAGCAUAUUGUCCUCCUCUGUAAUUUUGCCUGUCACUAGUGAGGUUUCACUGGUCCUACUGUCUCUGCUACCACAACCCAAGGUGCUGAGAAAUUUACUGCUUUUGGAUAUUCUCAAUACUUCUUUAGAGAUGAGCCAUGAGCAGUGCUGUUCCUGAGCCCACCCACACGAUGUAUGAUCCUAGUGAGCUUCUGAGUCCCCCAGAGGUGACCCCCAUACUUCCUUGUGCUGAACUAAGCUGAGCAGCCUGAAAAUCCCUUUCUAUGCACAGUUGUGAGACUUGCCCCUUUGCAAGGCUGACAGGCACUGGAGGACUACUGUCCUUUGCAUGAUUUAAAUCUUCCAAAAAGUGGCUGGUUUAGUCAGUCAGAUGAACACAGCAUUUGGGCCUGGACAACACCCUGCAGGCACAGGUAAAUUAGGUAGCAAGAAGUUAAAGCUUCCCCACUUCUUGUAUGUGUGAGCAGCAAUUGGACUGGGGCAAUUGUCUACCUUAGAACUGUGUUACUGUGCUCGCUGGAUCAGUACCCAUGGAACUGCACCAGUGAUACCAAAGCAGUGGUAGGAAAUCUGGAUAAGUGAUCAGAAUCCCACAUGUGAGACCAUCUCUUAGAGUUUCACUGCCUUUGCUAACUCAGUUUCCCUUAGCUGCUUUGCUUUUUCUUGCUGUAAGUUAUCAUUAUCUUUUAACUGGGUUAUGCUGUAUCCACUCUAACAAUGAUGAGGGGUAGGCCUAAUUUUAGCAGUAAACUCUUUCAUCUUCUGACCAAUUUGCACUGCAGAUUCCAGUAACAGUAGCUGCUUGUGUCACUGCCUUAGGAGAACACGUGGCUAUUCACUGUUCUCUCACCAGCCUUAAAAUGGUCUUUUAGUUAAGGGCACAAAGAACAGCAUGUCUUUUGGUGCAGUCAUGUGGCCUUGCAAAGACCUCCAUUUACAAUCAAACCUGUUGUUUGGUGUUUUGUCACAGCAUAAAACACUUGAAUUCUGACCUAGGUGCAGCUCAGUAUGUUAUGCAGAUUCUUCUCAGCAUAAAACAUUCUGGUCUGUCCCUGUAAUCUCAGUCACAGGCCCUAUCUGAUGCUGAAUCUGAGCAGCUGUGUAUCCCCAGCCUCCUGGGAAGUGGUGGAGGAACACACAGCCACACAUUCCUGGUAAAUAUGGAAGGACUAAGUUAACUAGCAGCCAAUAGGUAAUAUUCUUUCAGCAGCCACUCUCACAUUCAGCAAUGGAAAAUGCACGUAUGUGAAUGGCAUUACUUUUGUGCUGCCAGUGAAGAUUUAAUGUGUGCUUUCACCUUGUCUCGUGUUAGAGAUUUGGCAGACCUAGAAAGCUUCAGAGCUCUAAGGAGAGUUGAUAUCAUUCUCUUUGAUAAGCUGUUCAGUUCUCUAGGAUUUGGAAUAUGUCCUUAUCUUCAGGAUGUUUUGCAAAAUUAAUUGGUGAACAAAAUAAUUGUAAUCCCUGAUACUAAUGGAGGGUGAUAUUCUCUUAAAUUAUUAAUUUUUCAUAAUAAUUUUUCUUAUGCUUCUGCUGCCCAUAGCCUGCAAUGUGCAGAGUUACAGUAGUUUAUAUUACCAACAAACUUUUCUUGUGAGAGUGGAAUUGAAGGAGUAGGAGAAAUAACUAUAAAUGGCUUUAAAAUAUGCAUCUUCCUCUACUUCUGUCAGUCUACUUUUUUAAGACCGAGUAGACUAUAGUGCAAACUCAGAACUUCUCCUUAGUGCCUUGGUAGGCUGACAGGUUGGGUUUUGUUUUCUUUUUAAUUAAUAUAGUCAAGGUGUCAGUAAGAAAUAAGUGGCACGCUUUUUUCCAUUGCUGUAAAUAGACCUGCUGGCCAAAUUCUUCCUAAGCAUCACACCACUGGAGAAUAGAGAUUUAUAUGAAGGUUGAGUUUGGCUCAGAAAUCUACACUUAAUAGAAGAUGUCUCAUACUAUACAUUUAUAUUUAUACCUAAUUAAUAUUUAUACCUAAUUAAAAUCACUAACACUCACGGAGUACACUUCAAAAUGGUUUUGCUUUUAGAAAACAUGGUAUGUGAAGCUUGUUUUUUUUUUUCCAAAGGGUAUGCUAAUCAUUUGCAGUCUUUCUUUGUGGCACUAAUCCUCCCUCUAGAUUUGUGUCCUGGUGUUUCUACAGCAGUCUGUGCAACGCUGGCAAACACUGGUCAGCCUUUUGUAGAGAGAGUUCCUGAUGUGGCAUGGCUGGUAUUAGAUGAUAUGACUGACAUUCUUUCAUAAGUGAUUGGAUGGAGAAGGAAUAGAUUGCAGGUAAACAUGUAAUAAACAUGGUUAUACUAGCUUGUAAAGCACUAUUAAGUGCUGAGGGUAUUAGAUUGAGAAAAGAAUUAGCAGCUCCCUGCCUUGGUUCAGGCCUUGAUGGGUUCUGCACCAUGUAGAGCUCUCACUUUAUCACAUGUUGUUUGAGCUGUCUAACCAAAACACAUGAUUGUAGACUGAAAUGCUGUAAUACUGUACCUUUGUAUGUUCUUGUAUUAAAGUUAACUGUAACACAUUUUAAAUCUUUACACAAAAAAAAAUGGUAUAGUGUACAGUUAAUACCAUAUUUUCAGUGCUUAGCCAGAAACUGUUACCCUCUCCGAGGAGCUCUGGGAUUGCUGAAACCUGAGGCACUGUUGUGGUGAAUUCACAUUUUGGACCUGUGCUGCUUCUGUGGUGAUGUGUUGGUUGAUGAGGAUGUGAAGAAAGGGGUAUCAUCCUUUUAGUGGCCGUGUUGUACAAAUUGUGUUGUGUAUGUAAUGAGCAGAUGGGAUACUAUGAUCAUUUACACGAUAUAGUGGAUAUUUGGAUGAUUUAGGUUACAUGGAUCUGGAGCAAACAUUCACUUGGUUAAAAAAAAGACAUUGUUGUUGAUUUUCUGCAGUCUUUACUUA
Messenger RNA from Vidua macroura (Pin-tailed whydah), 5220 nucleotides. RefSeq names its product LIM zinc finger domain containing 2 (gene LIMS2). Gene Ontology annotation, cellular component: focal adhesion; cytoplasm; cell-cell junction. Lineage: Eukaryota; Metazoa; Chordata; Aves; Passeriformes; Viduidae. The coding region runs from base 107 to 1132 and encodes 341 amino acids. The record is from RefSeq and is a predicted model, not a curated record. Gene Ontology annotation, biological process: cell-cell adhesion; positive regulation of integrin-mediated signaling pathway; cell-cell junction organization. The transcript has 10 exons.